This is a messenger RNA of Myripristis murdjan (pinecone soldierfish), 4611 nucleotides long. It is a transcript of the gene inppl1b, whose product is annotated as inositol polyphosphate phosphatase-like 1b. Bases 499 to 4167 code for a protein of 1222 amino acids. Gene Ontology annotation, cellular component: cytosol. The record is from RefSeq and is a predicted model, not a curated record. Gene Ontology annotation, biological process: negative regulation of insulin-like growth factor receptor signaling pathway; regulation of immune response; phosphatidylinositol dephosphorylation. Gene Ontology annotation, molecular function: inositol-polyphosphate 5-phosphatase activity; protein binding. The transcript has 27 exons. NCBI's taxonomy places the organism in Eukaryota, Metazoa, Chordata, Actinopteri, Holocentriformes, Holocentridae.
UGGUCUGUGUUUGUUGGAGCAACACAUCUAUCUGUGUUCAGCCAUUUGCAGAAAAAAGUGAGGCACUCUCCUUCUCUCUACAGGACAACAUUCUUGGGAAAGUGGGCUGGAGCCGCUAGUCGCGAGGGGGCUGCUGUUCAAGAAGGCACACAUGACAAUCAGUUGGAUGUUUCUUCUUUCUUCCUCCAGUGCAACAGGAUGUGUGACCCAGAGGGACCCAGCGGGGACCCAGGAAGUGCUAGCUGAUGUAGACAAGGUGUUGGGCUGCCUCUGCUGUCUUUGAGACUUAAAUCAUGAAGACAAGGAUCAUGGGAAAGCUCUAAGCACCGAGGAGGACCACACAAAACAAACUGGAGCGGCUGACCACUUCCUCGCUGGAUGUCUGAGUGACUCUGACACACAGUCAACUCAGCACUGGGUCUGUGUCACGCCAUGUCCAUUUUCCUCACCUUCGGUGGAUUAUCUUAAUGAACACACACUCGCGUAACACUGGUCACCAUGACUACGGCAACGUGGUAUCAUCGUGACAUCAGCCGAGUGCAUGCGGAGGACUUGUUGGCACGGGCGGGCAGGGAUGGCAGCUACCUAGUAAGAGACAGUGAGUCUGUGCCAGGAGCCUACGCCUUGUGCCUGCUGUUCCAACGUCAUGUGCACACCUAUCGUAUUCUCCCUGACGCAGACGGCCUCCUGGCGGUGCAGACAACACAGGGGGUGCAGGUAAACUGUUUUCGUACACUGGAGGACCUGGUGUUGGGGUACCAGCAUCCCCAUAAGGGCCUGGUCACUCCUCUACUCUACCCAGUGACGCGAGACACAGACACUGGGGAUGAGAGCUCAGAUGACGAGAAGCUGCCUCCAGCUCUAGCCUCAGUCAAUACAGCGUCUACCACAGGGCCACCAGCCACACCAGCACCCCAUGCUCACUUCCUGAAUAAGUUGCAGGAACUAAACACAUCCAGUAUGGCAAGUGAGGUGAUUGGUCUGCUCAGUGGGUACUUAUUUAGCGAGCUGCCCCUUGAUAUUGAGAGUGUGCAUAAAGGGGCGACAAGUCUACGACACCUUCAACGCACUCUGGGCACUGCCUGCCAAGGGCUCAACAGUGAGAUUGAUCUGACUCUAUCAAGCCUGGAGACUCUGGCCAAAGUGUUUGACCAUCCCAGCGGCCCUUUGACAUGCUCCAAGGCACAGGGUCCAGAUGCAGAGCUAGAUGGCCUGUUGUGUAAGAUUUCAGCGUUGGUCAGCCUCCUUUCCUCGCUGGAGAAAAGGGUAUUAAAAGCACUACAGGAUGCGGUGACCAAUCAUAAUCUAGCAGUGCAUUCUGCCACACCCACUCCUGAACCAACACCUGUCAUCGUGACUUCAGUGAAGAACCAUACAAGACCAUUGCCUGUCCAUUCAUUUCAGGUGAAAAUGGUGCGCUACGGCAGACAGACUGUCUCUGUGGAUGUGGACACAGGAGUGCUGCUCUUUGACAGGAAGGCUGGUUCAUUUGGCAUUGAGAAAGUCUCACAUGACCGAAUCCUGCAGCUGGUCAAGAUCCAGAGCAGUCCGGCCAAGGUGUACAUGGUGGUUGACAAUCAUCACAACACACCAUGGGAGCUGAUGUUUGAGAGCGCAAGGAAGCGUGAGGCCUUCUGCCAGCUCCUGCAGCUGAUGAAAACCAGACACUCCCAGCACAGUGAACCUGACGUGGUCUCUGUUUUUGUUGGCACCUGGAAUAUGGGUGGUUCCCCUCCUCCUCGCAGCCUACAGUCAUGGGUGACCUGCUGUGGUUUGGGACACACCCCAGAUGAGUCCAUCGCCUUGCUCCCUCAUGACAUCUACGCACUAGGGACUCAAGAAAACCCUCAGGGGGAGAGAGAGUGGACUGAACAUAUCAAGGCAACCCUUCGCAGCUACACUCACAUUGACUACAAACAAGUGGCAGUGCAAUCCCUCUGGAAUAUGAGGCUUGCAGUGUUUGUGAAGCCGGAGCACGAGAGCCGCAUCAGCCAUGUGAGCACAGCCAAUGUGAAGACUGGUCUGGGGAAUACACUGGGAAACAAGGGAGCUGUUGGGGUCUCCUUCCUCUUCAACGGGACGUCUUUUGGGUUUGUGAACUGCCACCUGACCUCUGGAAGUGAGAAAGUCCUUAGGAGGAACCAAAACUUCAUAGACAUCCUCAGGCUGCUUUCUCUGGGUGACAAGCAGCUCAGUGCCUUUGACAUCAGCCUGCGCUUCAACCAUCUCUUCUGGUGUGGAGACCUCAAUUACAGACUGGACUUGGAUGUACAGGACAUUCUGAAACACGUGUCCAAGAGAGAGUUUGAGGAGCUCAUGUGUGCUGAUCAGCUGACCCGAGAGAGACACAAGAGAAAAGCCUUUCUCAAUUUCAAGGAGGAGAAGAUUACAUUUCCACCCACCUAUCGGUAUGAGCGAGGCUCUAGAGACUGCUACCUAUGGCAGAAGUACAAGACUUCAGGGGUGCGAGUCAAUGUUCCAUCAUGGUGUGACAGGAUUCUGUGGAAGUCCUAUCCAGAGACACAUAUCAUCUGCACCUCGUAUGGUUGCACAGAUGAUAUCUUCACAAGUGACCACUCACCUGUGUUUGCCACAUACCAAGUAGGGGUGACAUCACAGUUCAUCUCCAAAACAGACCUAAAUCCGAGCAUGGAGAGGGCCUGGAUUGAGCUUGAAGGCAUUGAGGCCAUUGUGAAAACAGCCAGCAAAGCCAAGUUCUUCAUUGAGUUCCAUUCAUGUUGCCUAGAAGACACACAACGCUCAAGUGAAAAUGACUCACAGAGCUGUGAUGUGCCAGGGUUUCUCAAACUUGGCUGGUCCUCCAAACAACUGCCAAAGCUUCUUCCAGUUGGGUCCAACAUGGAGUAUCUUCAAGAUCAGCACCUGCUGUUGUCUGUCAAGUCAUGUGACGGGUUUGAGUCAUACGGUGAAUGCUGUGUGGCUCUGCACUCACUUACCGGUACAUUGGAGCAGUUUGAGACAUUUCUGAGUCACCGAGGUGAAGAGAUGGGCUCUAUAAGGGGUCGAGUCCGGGUCCACGUGCCCACAGAAAGGCGAGGAACACGAGAGAAGAUAUACGAGUGGUUCUGUUUUGAGAAGGACGACAAAGGUCAUGGGAGGGGACACAUGUCGCCUGGAUCUACACGUAACCCAAUAAAUAGGUCCUUAGCAGCUCCUCCCAAACUAACCCCCAGCAGCUACACCAAUCCUGCCUACUUCAUCUUUGAAGGUGUAUCAGUGCCACGCAGGGUGGAGGAGCCCCCAACCCAGCGAAAAGACCCUCAGGUGAUCUGGUCUGGAAAUGAGGCCUUGCAGCUCCCGAAACUUGCAGGAGGGCAUGGCUUUGACAGGAAGUCCUCUCGCAGGUCAGACUUUACAGAGAUUGAGAUUCCAGCCAUCCUGCCACCCUACACACCAACCAGUGACCAUCAUCCACCACAAACCAACUCCUCCUAUCAACUUUUCCCAACCAAAAACCCUACCCCCAUACCUCCAACACCAAGUAACACCACUGCACAAUACCAUGAACAAGUUUUACAACCCAGAGCAAAAUGCAUGGGUAAAAAGAUUGCUCAGGACUCUGUAUUGCCAAUGAAGAACCUGAGGAACAUGUAUAUGAACCACUCAGCUAUCAUUAGGGAGAAAACCAGAAGAGAUCAAACUCAGCUGCAUCCAGAGAGGACCAGUCCUAUCAGGGCCCCAAAGACCCCAUCUCUUUUCCCCUAUUCCUCUUCCCGUCUACCGCACUGUCAGGCAUCAGCUCCCUGGAUGGUGGAGCCGCAGCACCCUGGACCAUCAGGGGACAACUCCCUUACUGCCUUACAAAUUGCCAAGUCCCUCAGUGAUAUGGACUUUUUUCCCACUGACCACAGAAGCCCAUCCAUACCCAAUCACAGAUUAAACCAAAGAAAUGGUCCUACCAUGCCAGAUGAGAGGGGCUUCAGCUGGGAAAAUGAGGUGUCUGUCCUGCAAGGUGCACCAGAGACAGUGCGGGAGCUUCUCAGUACUCUGGGUCUGCAGAAAUACACUCUGGGACUCCACCUCAAUGGCUGGGAUGAUCUGGAUUAUUUCAGUGGCAUCACAGAGGAGGAUUUAUGUGCUGCAGGAGUGUCUAACCCUUCACACAGGCGCAGGAUCCUCGAGAACCUGCCCAGGAUCUGGAACUGACUGUCAGCGAUACGAUGCAUGGACAGUCCGAAGCCUCACAGUCUGCGUCAACCCUUUCACUGAGGAUCGUCAGAACUGCUUGAACUGAAAAGAGCAGAGAUUGAAUGGAUAUCAAUGACAGCCAUUAGCUGGACUAUGCCACAGCCCUGCCACCUUUUCAUUUACUCGAUCAAUACUGUAACAAAGGUUUGUCUGUGUCAACAAGGCUUAGGGAACAUAACCCAGGAAACAGUCAUUGCACAGCCUUCUAUUCACCCAUUCAUCUUGAUAGAUAAUGACAGAGUGUGAUGAUGAGUGUGAGGUAUGAAUGGAAAGAAUGGUUCAGGAUGUGUAUCUCCAAUUACUGUCACCUACUCUGCCAUAAAUAUUGAUUAUGGUCUCAAGGUCACAUAGAUGUUGCUGUAAAUUAUUUUUUAAAUACCUAUAAAAAGAUACAGUCCUUAA